GGUUUUGCUUCCGGUUCUGCUGGUUCCUUCCGGUCGCCAUGGCGACGGGGCGCCUGGGGGUCGGAGAAACGCUAGGGGCCCUCAACACGGCCCUGGGGCCUGGCGACCCCGUGUGGUUCAAGGAGACGCGCGCCCGCCACCUGCGUGCCCGAGACUUUCUGGCGCCGCGGCCCGCAUUACAAGCGCGCUUCGGGGACGGACAGGUGCCCGAGCGUGUGGUCCGUGCAGUCGCCGGCCUGCAGGGCCCCGGCGUGGCCCCGGUGCUGCGCUGCGCGCCGACCCCCGCGGGUCUGGCGCUCCAGCUGCAGCGGCCCGCCGUCUUCGAGCGCGUGCUCGGCGCCGUGGCCGCCUAUGUCGCGCCCGCCGCGCCCGCCGCGCCGGGCCCGCGCGUCCUCCUCCACUGUCCGGCGCUGCGCAGCGCCCCCGGCGCGCUCCGCCUGAGCCAGCUGCGCGCCGUGCUCGUGGCCGAUCAUUUGGCGCGAACUCUGCGCGCUCACGGGGAGAGUGUGCGCCUCGUCCCCGCCGUGCGAGACCCGCACAUGCCGACCUUCCUGCAGCAACUGCGCGUGGACUGGCCCGCUGCUUCGGAGAGAGCCGCCACCGAAGCCCUGAGGAACCGCGCGCUUGCAGAGCUUAGCCCUGCCCAGGAGCGGGGAGCCCUGCCCCGCGGCGUCCUGGGCACAGUGUGCCUGAAGGAGCUGGUGCAAGAACGGGGACGCGCAGCUGGCUAUGACCCCAACCUGGACAAGUGUCUGGUGACUGAGGAUCUGCUCUCGGUUUUAGCCGAGCUGCAGGAGGCUGCGCGCUGCUGGCCAGGGGACAGCCCUCCAUCCCUGGCUGCGGUCCCAGAUGCUAAUGCAGACCGCUGCAUGGUUGUGCACGUGGUGAGCUGUGAGGAGGAGUUCCAGCAACAAAAGGUGGACCUGCUUUGGCGGAAGCUGGAUGACCAGGCUCCGCUCACACAGAAGCACCUGGUCUGUGGCCCGGUGAAAGUGGCUGGUGCACCCGGCACCCUCACUGCCCCCGAGUACUACGAGCUCCGGCACGCCCAGGUGUGCAAGGCGUCAGCAGUGAAGCACGGCAGGGACCUGGCACAAGACCCUGCCUGGACAGAGGUCUUCAGCGUUCUCUCCGUGGCGACCAUCAAGUUUGAGAUGCUCAGCACAGCCCCGCACGGUCAGCUUCUCCUGGCCCUGGCCGACAGCAGCAUUUCCACAAAGGGCACCAAGAGCGGCACCUUCGUCAUGUAUAACUGUGCCCGUCUUGCCACACUGUUUGAAGGGUACAGGCACAGCAUGGAACAAGGUCUGUACCCCACUUUUCCACCUGUGAGCAGUCUUGAUUUCUCACUGCUACAGGAUGAGGGUGAGUGGCUCCUGCUCUUCAAUGGCAUCCUCCCCUUCCCAGACCUGCUGAGCCAGACAGCAGCCCUGGCAUGCACAGCCCCAGGGCUGCACACGACCGCACGCACAGAGACGAUGUGCAAGUUCCUGGUACAGCUCAGCAUGGAUUUCAGCUCCUACUAUAACCGCAUACACAUCCUAGGAGCGCCUCGACCACACCUUUUUGGUCAAAUGUUUGCCCGUCUCCAGCUUCUGCGGGCCGUGCGUGAAGUGCUUCACACCGGCCUAGCCACGCUGGGCCUCCCUCCGCUGGACCAUAUCUAAGGCCACAGAGACCCCAAUAUCUAGGAAUGUUUACAGAGUCAUCACCUGAAAAGAAGAUACACAGAUUUUGUUAGGGACCUGAAACCAAAAAUAAAUUACUUCUAUUAUAAAGCCUGGUCCUA
This is a messenger RNA of Herpailurus yagouaroundi (jaguarundi), 1789 nucleotides long. It is a transcript of the gene DALRD3, whose product is annotated as DALR anticodon binding domain containing 3. The transcript is spliced from 12 exons. NCBI's taxonomy places the organism in Eukaryota, Metazoa, Chordata, Mammalia, Carnivora, Felidae. Gene Ontology annotation, biological process: arginyl-tRNA aminoacylation; tRNA C3-cytosine methylation. The coding region runs from base 39 to 1667 and encodes 542 amino acids. The record is from RefSeq and is a predicted model, not a curated record. Gene Ontology annotation, molecular function: tRNA binding; arginine-tRNA ligase activity; ATP binding.